Rotaria sordida is the source of this 267-nucleotide messenger RNA. The record is from the annotation of a GenBank genome assembly. Lineage: Eukaryota; Metazoa; Rotifera; Eurotatoria; Philodinida; Philodinidae.
AUGAUCUUUAUAUUGACAUUGUUUAAUUAUGUUAAUGGAUAUAUAUGUUAUUGUUACUGUCCUCAUUAUGUUGGUAUAACAAAUCAUUAUACAUGUACAACAGUUGAAUGUUCUCUAUCAUGUUCUUGGUCUUAUAUUGGUCUUUGCAAAACACCAUCGACUAUAUUCGGUUAUUGUGGAAUGAGCUCGAUUAUCAUUCCUGCGAAACUAAACAUUUUUAUUCUAGUUUCAAUGGUUAUUAUUAUCGAUCAAUAUCUUUUUAAUUAA